Acanthamoeba castellanii str. Neff is the source of this 978-nucleotide messenger RNA. Its product is annotated as non-specific serine/threonine protein kinase. Bases 1 to 978 code for a protein of 325 amino acids. Gene Ontology annotation, cellular component: autophagosome; cytoplasm. The record is from RefSeq and is a predicted model, not a curated record. NCBI's taxonomy places the organism in Eukaryota, Discosea, Longamoebia, Acanthamoebidae. Gene Ontology annotation, molecular function: ATP binding; protein serine/threonine kinase activity. Gene Ontology annotation, biological process: autophagy; autophagosome organization; peptidyl-serine phosphorylation. The transcript has a single exon.
AUGCGCAGGCAGCGCGAACGGGUGUCGGUCGGCACGCGCAAGGUCAAAUACGAAGGACUGCGCGCGGCCGUCGAAUCGUGUGGCUACAUCUUCGGCGAGCGAGGCGGCCGCGGAGCAUCGGCCGCGGUAUUCCACGCGACUCGGAUUGGCGGCAACGGGCGGGAUCUGGCCAUCAAGAUCCUGGCCGGACGCGACGCCGAACCGUGCUGGCGCAGGGAGUGCGCGGCGCUGACCAAGCUGGCCAGGAGCAAGAAACCGUGUCCAUACGUGCCGCAGAUACUGGACAGCUUCGCGCUUGAACAGACUGAGGACACCGAAGGCAGCGCUCUGUACGCGCUCGUCACUCCUUUUUACGGAUCGGGCACGCUCCGCGGCCUGCUCAACAAAAACAACGGCAGGCUCGACACCGCCACAUGCGACGAGCUCUUCAAUCACAUCAGCGAUGCCAUGUGCGCCGCGCACAGCAUGGGGAUCGUGCACUGCAACAUCAAGCUCGACAACAUCCUGCUCGAUCGACGCGAGAGCGACGGUCAGCUGCGCGCCGUGCUGUGCAACUGGGACCUCUGCAAGCUGGAGCAACCACGCGAGUGCCACGUCAUGCGCGGGACGCUCAUGUAUGCCGCGCCAGAGCUCGCCAUGUACAUGAUCAAGCGGCAUCUCAUGAUGAAGCUGCCAGAGGAGCAGCGCGCCAACACCAACCAAGAGCGUCUGGGCAAGCAGCGGCCCUACAAUGCCAUGGCAUGCGACGCAUGGGCCCUCAGGUUGUGCCUGUGGAUCAUGACCAUCAGUCGCCAUCCAUUCAAUUCGGACAGCAGCGAGGAGACGUACCAGCUCAUCAAGAAAUCGACCGCCGCCAUGUCCGAACACGAGAGGAGGAGGCAAUCGUGCGUGCCCGAGGAUCACUGGGAGAUCAUCACGAUGCUCAUGCAGGCGCGACCCGAGCACCAGUGGCAGGUGCAACUCAGCACAUCCAAAUAA